UUAGCCUGUCCUGCCUGUCGUAACAGAGGCCACCUUCGCCUUCCUUACAUAUCCCAAAUUCUGAUAUCUGCAAUUUGAUUUGAAGUACGUCGCAUUUUGCACUUUAAUCAUUAUAUGCACCUAUUAUAUUCUUUCUUUCUUUUUUCUUUUUUUCUUUUCUCUCCUUUUUUUUUAAAAAAAAAAUACACUACAGAGACCUGUUAUCUUUUGUAUAAAUUCAAUCCGAUCCCAGAAUAAUCGGUUUAACAGCUUGAUGGAUGCGUAGAUAACGGAUGUUAGCGUCAUAGUGAAAACCCGGGGAUCCUUUUCGGCGUUUGCAAUCAUGCCUCCUCCAGCUACGCUUUGGAGCUCGGUGCGAGUAGCCGCCGGCGCACUCCUCGGCCUGGCUUGCUGGACAUCAAUAACCGGUGCUGAAAAGACUGCUGGUGACUAUUUUGUCCACUCGCUGCCCGGCGCACCAAAAGGCGACAUGGUUAAGAUGCAUGCUGGACACGUCGAGAUCACACCGGAGCACAACGGAAACAUUUUCUUCUGGCAUUUCCAGAACCAGCACAUCGCAAACCGACAGCGUACCGUCAUCUGGUUAAACGGCGGGCCCGGUUGCAGUUCCGAAGAUGGCGCAUUGAUGGAGAUCGGCCCCUAUCGUUUAAAAGACAAUGAUAAUCUAGUGUAUAACAAUGGUAGCUGGAACGAGUUUGCGAACCUACUUUUUGUCGACAACCCCGUGGGAACCGGAUACAGCUAUGUCGAUACUAACAGUUUCGUCACUACCCUCGAUGAUAUGGCGAGCCAAUUCGUUACCUUCCUCGAAAAAUGGUACCAUCUCUUCCCAGAAUAUGAGCAAGACGAUCUUUACAUUGCGGGCGAAUCGUUCGCCGGACAGCACAUCCCCUAUAUCGCUAAAGCAAUCCUCGAACGAAAUAAGCAACCUCAGACCCGAAAUAAGUGGAACCUCAAAGGCCUAUUAAUCGGAAAUGGCUGGAUCUCCCCUCCGGAGCAGUACGAAGCAUACUUGUCUUUCGCAUACGAGAAGAAGAUUGUUACAAAGGGUUCUGACUUAGCCAGUAACCUCGAGGCCCAGUAUCGCGAGUGCAAAAAGGAUUUGGCUACAACGAGUGCGCAUCACGUGGAUGUUGAAACUUGCGAAAAGGUGCUCCAGGAAAUGCUUCGCUUAACGCAGAAAAAAAGUUCGGCGCGUUAUGAAUGCAUCAAUAUGUAUGAUGUUCGACUCACGGAUACAUAUCCGAGCUGUGGCAUGAACUGGCCCCCAGAUUUAGAAUUUGUUACACCCUACCUUCGAAAGCCAGAGGUAGUUGCCGCAUUACACAUUGACCAAAAUAAAGCUACGGGAUGGUCCGAGUGCAAUAGUCGCGUCGGCGAUGCGCUCAGGGGAAAUGCGGGAAAGCCAUCUAUUGAGUUCUUGCCAGAUAUCAUAAAGGAAGUCAAUGUGCUCCUAUUUUCGGGCGCUGAGGACUUAAUAUGCAAUCACCUGGGCACGGAGGCCUUGAUAAGCAACAUGCAAUGGAACGGCGGAAAGGGCUUCGAAUUAUCCCCCGGAAACUGGGCGCCGCGACGCGACUGGACUUUCGAGGGUGAGGCAGCCGGUUUCUGGCAGGAAGCUCGUAAUUUGACAUAUGUACUGUUCUACAACUCGUCGCAUAUGGUACCUUUCGACUACCCUCGCCGAACCCGCGAUAUGCUUGACCGGUUCAUGGGAGUCGACAUCAGCAAAAUCGGGGGCGUGCCGUCGAAGAGUUUCCUCGACGGCGAAAAACUGCCUGAUACCACCGUGGGCGGCGCCACCAAUCACACCGAGUCCGACCAGGCAGCCAAAGACAAGGAGGUCAGCGACGCCAAGUGGGCUGCUUAUCAGAGGUCCGGUGAGGUCGUCUUGGUCAUCGUAGUCGUCGGUGCUGCUGUUUGGGGUUACAUGAUCUGGCGCGGUCGCCGCCGAACCGCAGGGUACUCGGGCCUUCCCAUAAUAUCCGACCUCCCGCGCGCCACCGGGCUUGAGAGUUUCCGUACGCGGAGGGCAGCAAAUAAUCGCGACUUGGAGACUGGCGAUUUUGAUGAAGGCGAACUAGAUGACUUACAUAUCACAACACCGAGAAAAGCGAGCGCAGGCAAGGAAAAACACUACAGUGUAGGCGACGCAAGCGAUAGCGAUGGAGAUGAGGAUGACGACUCGGGACCGGAAGAAAAGAAUUCCCGGAAACCGGGCCCUAGCGCCGGACAGUCGUCAAGUAGGAGUUAGAGCAAUCCUCGGAGCUCGACCGGUAUGAGGCAUAGGCAGGCAUUUUCCUUGGCACACUUGUAGAGCCUUUGCGGAGUCUGGGUACUUUUUGUCUUUGGUAAGGUGCAAAAGGGUGGUUUGAAAUAGGAAAAUAGAUAUGCUCGCUUGCCUGCUGUUGUCUUGUCUUUUUUUUUCUCUUUCUAUAUCCGCUUAACUACCAAUGUAUUUACUUUCAUAGCGGGUCUUUUGGCUUCUUCGGUUAUUUGGGCGUAUGGUUGGGGAAAGAAUAAAGAAAAACCGUCAAUGAAAAUUUGGGCUUAUAGAUUUUAGUGUUACUUGGAUCUAGACUGGGUAUUGUGGUAGAGUCACUGUAUCCAACCCAUUUCACUUUACUAGGUAUAUUGUAGUCCAAAUUACAACAAGGAGAGGGAAGGGGAGAAAAAGACACUAUUACGAAUUGUUUAAAUUACUCGUAUUCAAUAACGAGGGCCAUCGUCGUAAGGUAUGACGCGUUUAGAUUUGUUUGGCGCUAGUCGUAACACGAAAACCAGCUCAUCGUGGGUUUAUUUAGAGUGGUUUAGUCGUGGUGAGUGUACUUUGAGGAUAGGCAGGAAAUUCAAUAUCUUCAUAAGAAAUAAUUGCCUAUUAUAACUACGUCAACUACUUGGCACCUGUAAUUCGAUUAGUUAUUGAAAUUGAAAGCUGGAAUCUAUUGAAUAGGU
This is a messenger RNA of Daldinia caldariorum, 2955 nucleotides long. Its product is annotated as alpha/beta-hydrolase. Gene Ontology annotation, biological process: proteolysis; apoptotic process. Gene Ontology annotation, cellular component: trans-Golgi network. NCBI's taxonomy places the organism in Eukaryota, Fungi, Ascomycota, Sordariomycetes, Xylariales, Hypoxylaceae. The coding region runs from base 323 to 2254 and encodes 643 amino acids. Gene Ontology annotation, molecular function: serine-type carboxypeptidase activity. The transcript has 3 exons. The record is from RefSeq and is a predicted model, not a curated record.